AUGACUUCAGCCGAAGAAUCCGGCACCAGCUCUUGGUACCGGGUGCCGACGUGGUCGGGCAACCCGGCGGAAUGGCGACAGUUCCGCCGGGAGAUGAACUGGUGGAUGGCUUCGCUGGAUGAAGAAUCCUGCAAGAAGUUCAAUGUUGCCGCCCGAUGGGCACUUAGACAAUAUGGUGUGGUCAGGGCUCGUUGUGAAGAAUUCGAUCCCCAGGAUCUUGAAGGGACCAAGGAAGAAGCCAUGACCGAUCCUGACACCGGCGACAAAGUGAUUCGGGUUGCUGCAGACCCUUUUGCUGGCCUCAAGAAACUCAUGACUGCCUUGGAGGCCACGGUUGGGAAGACAGCUUUGGAUAGAAAGGGAGAACUCCGAUCCCUUUACUAUCAAGAAAUCAAACGCAGCCCUGGAGAGAGAAUCUCAGCAUUUUGCACGAGAUUCCGGACACUUGCAGCUGAGCUCAAACGGGAAGGCAUAGUGAUGCCGGAGGAGGAGUUAGGCUGGAUGUUGAAAGAACGUUUGGGACUGGAUGCAAUCAGGAAGCAGUUGCUGGAGACAGCAUUGGCAGGUCGGGAGAACUAUGAUGUGGUCGAAUCAGAAUGCCUUCGUCUGUUUCGAGAUUUGCACUCCUCCGCACCACUACUCCAGCGUUUCCUACAGUCCCAUGACAGACACAGCUCCUCUUCGUCCUACAGGCCUUCGACUACAGCCAGCUCGACGGCUCCCUCUUCUCGCUCCUUCCGGACUCAGAGCUCUGGUUCCAGCCGGCCACCUUUCAAGCGUUUUGGCCAGCAGCCUCAACCUCGACAAGCCUUGAUUGCCGAGGCCCCUGAAGAGGAAGGCCAGAUGGAGGCGGAAGAUGAAGAGCUGAUUCCAGACGAUGAUGGUCAGGGUUACCCUCCUGAGAACCUGACGAUCGAAGAAGUCCUCCAGACCGAAGCUGAGCUUCUUGCCCAAGAGCUGCAGGAGCUCGAGACUGAAGGUUGCGACCCUCGAGUGCUUGAAGAUUUGGAGAGCGGCAUGGAACAGGCCGCAGAGAGUCUGUUGACAAUGCGUGAAGCACGCACCAAAAUAGCUGAGGUCAAGAAAGACCGUGGAUAUGGAAAGCCUGGCCAACCGGCUCCUCGUUCGACGAAGCCCCAUGGCAAUCAAGUCCCUCGCCAAAAGAGCACUACCAAGUGCUUCGAUUGUGGUGAGAUGGGACACUGGGCUGGUGAUGCAGGCUGCAAGGCCCCUGGUGCUGGCCUGGCUCGACCCAAAGGAAAGCCUAAGAGCCAGAUGACGAAGCAGGUCCGUGUCACCGAGAUCCUGAACACUGAACAUGUGGCUCCUGAAGAACCUGAUGGCCACGAGGUCAUGACAGUGGCCGCCGGCGAUUCAUGGGAUCGCCCAUUGUUCGAAGUCCUCAUGCAGCACCAUACCGACCCCAAGAACACUCCACGUCUCGCACAAGACAAAAGAUUCGUUGGAGCUUUGGAUAGUGCUUGCAAUAGAACAUGUGCAGGUUCCUCAUGGUUGGCCUUCUACCUCCAAGCCCUCGAACGUGCUCCUUCCUAUAUCCAGAACCUCAUCAUCACCACCCCCGAGAAUGAGUUGUUCAGGUUUGGAAAUGGUGGUACCCAAAGAAGCACCGUGAGGUACAGACUCCCUAUGGCCCUGGGUUCGACUUUGGUUUUGGUGUGGGUGUCAAUAGUGCCAGUGCCAUCGUUGGGGCUCCUUUUGGGAAGAGACUUUUUGAGCGCUAUCGGUGCGGUCCUUUCGUUCGGCCGCAAGCUACUGAGAGCUGACUUGGUGGGUGGCGGACUUUUGGAGUUGGGUCAGCUGGCCGCAGGCCACUUCGCCCUUCCACUCCAGCCACGCCAAUGGCCUCGUCCGGACUCCCAACGCUGGCGGAAACUUGGACAAGACGGCAUAGUUGAACUUCAGUUGAACAGUUUUGAUUUUUGGAAGAAACAGUUGCAAUUGAAGAUGAGUCAUUUUGAAGUGCCUUUUGAGUCAACCUCCGAAGCACCGCAUGAGCACCUUGUGACAGAGCAUGCGAUCCUUGCUGCGACGUCGGCCGGGGCUCAAGCUAUGAAGGAUCUGUGGAUCGUAAUGGAAGCGGCCCAGCACUUCGACCUGACUCUGACCGAGAACGACUACACGAAGGUGGUGCUGCGCUGGCGGCGAAUGCUUCUCCGCCUUCGCGCAAAGGCCGCUUGGCACGCGCAUGGCUUGCUCUUGUGGCUGUUGCCUCGUCCGCAGCUGCGGUACGCGCCCUUUCCGUACCCCAGCAUCAGCCAUACCAGACAUUGGCAAGAACAAGCCGAAUCUAUGACCCUCCAGAAGCCAAAGGCAUUGAUGGUCAAGCACUGGCAACGAGCUCGAACCCAAGAACCGUCAGUGUACACGACCAAGAACCUCCUGGACUUGGGACAAUUCAGGAACCGUGCUGGCCUCAACUUCGCCUUCAUGGAGGACAACAUGUUGCAAGGAAUGCUUGCAGCGCGCGCCAGCAAAGGCCUGACGGCCCAACUGAAGCGGGAUGCCAUUCAGGAAGCCCAACUCGAAGCCGAGGCCGCUACCAAGCGUGGAGAGAAGCACGACAUGGUGCGCUCCCUCAUCGGCCCAAAGGGAGGCCUGCCAACGUUGAAGGCAGAUCUGGUGAAACUGGCUUCACUCCUGAACAUCCCCGUCCAGACUGGAAUGACUGUGGAAGACCUCAAGAAAGCUUGCCGCCCCUUGGUUGCCGAGAUUGCUCAAAAGCCAACUCCCUCGAAGGCAAGUGGAUCUACCAGUUCAACGGAAAGACAUGUCCCCGAGACGUCAAUGGCGAGACCUUCUCAAGCGCCCGAGACAAUUGGCGCAAAGGCCAAGGCAUCUCCUGGAGUGACCGCCCAAGAGCUACAGGAAGUCCUCACCAUGCAGGACCACAAGUUCCAAGGGAUGCUGAACCAAGUGCUCCAGAGCAUUUCGACCCUGCACCAAGCAUCGCACCUGCCAGGACCUAUGACUUCCGGUCCGAUGGAAACCGAAGCAACCAUGGACUUCGGCUGGACCCAGGACGAGAUUCAACAAAUGAACCGCGACUACUACCAGGACAACUUGGAGUGGCGCCAGGAAGUGAAUGAAGUCUAUGAGGAGCAGUGGCAUCGAGCGAUGGACCACUUCCAGAACGAGAUCUUUGUCACCACCCUCACCGUUGGCGAUGAGAAGUCUUUUCAGUCCCAUGCCAUGUCUGAGAAUAGGUUGAUUUCAAAGAACCCCGACCUUGUUGAGAAUGACCGCUUCCCCAAGACCUUUGACCAGAAGAGUCGUGGUUGUCACUUUGUUUUGGAGAACCCUCAAUCCUCUAGAGCAUGGACCCUGGAAGAGAUGCAAAGAGCCUUGGAGCAACUUGAGGCCCUGGUGGUUGGAAUGGAAAAGCAAUUUGAAGCUGACUUCAAAAGACCACACAACAUCCUUGCCAUCGAAGACGGUGAGGAGGCUGAAGAUGAGACCGCCCUGCCGAUUGACAUGAACCUGAGUGACUCUGAUCAGGAGUCCACUGAAGCUGAGGCAGUAAGCGCCUACAACUCGGACAUCAACGACGCUGGUGUCUCUCCUAUGCAAGCUGCCUUUGGAAAGCAACCCCGGAUGCACGGAGAUUGCCUUGGUGAUUUUGGUCGCCGCUUGAGUGAGCAUGGACUCAUCGACUCUCGGCCAAGUUUGGCCAGACAAGUUGCCAUGCGAGAGACUGCUCGCUUGGCGAUGGUACAUCUCCAUUUCCUGAAGCUGUACGAGCUGCCUUUGAACAGAGACGGCAGAGCGUUUCCAGUGCCGCCCCAAGUGCUAGUGGCGAGUCACAAGCUUCCAAAAGGCCUGCUGAACUGGAUGCUGAGCGCUUGCGUGAAGAAGCUCUUCAACCAGACCCUGUUGCUCCAACUCCGGCUCAACCUCCAGAUCCAGAUCAUGGCGGAACAGGAUCGUCUGAACCCUUUGGAAGCCAGAGUCCGAGACCAUGGGACAUGGCGUGGCAAUUGGCCUCUCCCCUCGAGGACAGAAUUCAGACGACGGCAAAUGCUGAAGCAACUUUGGCCCCUUGGCAAUGAUGAUGCUGCUCAGGAAGUGCUUGCAGUGCUCACCGCUCGUAAGGAGCAUGUAUGGAGUCACAUGUCGGACUUUGAGAAAAAGGAGUUCCGUGAAGUAGCAGCCAAAGGAUGGUCAGUAUGGGUUGAAAAUGAAGCCAUCGAACCUCUUCCAGAUGCCGAAGCUGCCCGCAUUAGGCAGAAGUUAAAGACAGAAGGUGAAAGCCACCGCAUCUUGGUUCCUCGCUUCGUCUAUGUGGACAAGAAUGACGGACUGAGGACGGCAGACCGGGACCUUCCACUCAAGGCCAACGCCAGACUGGUCGUCCCCGGAUACCAAGACAUUAGUGCAUAUGGCCUUCGUUGUGAUGCCCCAACAGCGUCGAGAACUUCUCAGCAUCUUUUGCUGACCUUUGCCGCCAGUAUGAAGUGGAAGCUGGCAAGUGCUGACAUCAAGUCGGCAUUCAUGAAAGGUGAAGAGUUUGGCCCCAAUGAACGCAUCCUCUACCUCGCCAACGUGAAGACCAGAGCACCUGAUGAGCCACGCCUACCAUUCCCUGAAGCAGGCUUAUGCCGUGUGAAAAAGGGAGUAUUUGGCUUAGCUGACAGCCCUCGUCGUUGGUAUAAGAGGUUAUGCAAGUCAGUACAACACCAUGGUUGGCAACUUUCAGCUCUGGAUUCGGCCAUGUGGUUCCUGUGGGAAGGCUCCAAAUUGGAAGGCAUCCUCAUCUCCCACGUGGAUGACUUGCUACUGGCCGGAGGCCCUCGUGCGCACCACACCUUGCAAUUGCUGGGUGCCGAACUUGGGUUUGGUUCCACCUCCACCGGAACCAUAACCUAUUGUGGAAAGAAGAUUGAGCAAGCUGAAGAUUUUUCGGUGAAAGUUUCCAUGGAAGAGUACCAUAGCAAUCUUCAGCAGGUGCGCAUCAACCCACUUCGAAAGAAGAAUCCAGAGGCCACUUUGAUGCCUGGAGAACAACGCCAGCUCAGAGCUCUCCUCGGGAGUUUGCAGUGGCUAGUAGCGCAAGUUCGCUUUGACUUGCAAUUUCAGUUGUCGACAUUGCAGGGUGCUUCCCAGACCAUCGAGACGUUGAUCCGCGCCAACGCCUUAGUUAGAAAGGCAAAGCUCCACGCAGACUUCGCUCUGCACUUCAAGCCCUUGGACAUGAAGAAUGCGGGGAUCCUCGUUGUUUCUGAUGCCUCGCUUGGCAAUGUGACGAAAAGCGGUAGUUCCCACGAAGCGGCCAUCAAGAAGGUCUAUAGUCAAGCCGCCUACUUUGUCCUCAUUGCUGACGAAAACCUCAUGAGCGGCAGAGAAGGCAAGUUCACAGUGUUGGACGCCCGGUCUCAUAGACUGAACCGGGUAUGCAGAUCGACAUUUGCCGCAGAGUUGCUGGGCAUUGAGGAGGCGCUGGAUGCCGGGCAAUAUUGCCGCGGCGUGCUUGGCGAAGCUUUCGGUCAUCCACUCGACCGGAAGCCCUUUGACCUUAGCACGGAUUCCGUGCCCCUGUUGGUUGUCACCGACGCCAAGGAUGCAUUCGACAAAUCCUGCUCAGAAACGCCGAGCUAUGGCAGCCAAAAGAGUUUAGCUUUCACCAUAAGCUGGAUUCGUUCAAUGCUGGCUCGAUGCAACACGAGCAUGCGUUGGACAGCAACAGAGAACAUGAUCGUAGACUGCGGCACUAAGGAGCUUGACCCUCAGCACCUUCACAAGAUCCUGAGAGAUUGCAAGUGGUGUGUACAGUUUUCCUCCCAGUACGUCAAACAGACGUCCAAAAGUAAGAAGCCCAUGGCUAACUCACAACAGACCGGAAGGUUGGUGAGAAGUGACAUGGGAGUCCCUUUUGAAAGCUCCUCCCCGUUGUUUGGCCAUGUGAUGAAGCUCUCACAGAGCUCAGGUUGGCACGCUUUGAAUGAAGAUUUGGCCGUCAACGUGUGCCGUCAGGCUCGUUCGUACAGGACCCCAGAGCCACGCUGUUCAAGAACGGCACAUGCGUUUCGUUCCACUUUUGCCCGCUUUGACAGCGAACAUAGUGUGAUUUGGCGACAGUUGGAAGACUCUGUCGACAUGCGAGAGCUCCAGAAUCCUCGAUCGAUGCUUGAGGAGCCUGUCGCUUUGCUCGUGACCGUGUUCAGCCGUUGCCCAACCCCUCAAAUGCCACAAGAGAAGGGGAUGAACUGUGAAAGUUGA
This is a messenger RNA of Durusdinium trenchii, 6234 nucleotides long. The record is from the annotation of a GenBank genome assembly. NCBI's taxonomy places the organism in Eukaryota, Dinophyceae, Suessiales, Symbiodiniaceae.